AUGGCUUCGAUCGAGGACGAGAGCAACGAGGAGGAAUUCGCGAAUUUCAAGGUGCGCUUCAACGGGGAGGAGUUGCCUUUCAUCACCAUGCAGGCGCCCACUGCUCACAUCGACGACGGCAAGAGCAGGAAAGAGCUUCUCGCCGAUUCCACCAGCUUCUUCUACCAGUGGCUCUGCCUGGCGAAGCACGCGGACACCAACGAGGAUUCGGCGAUCGAGGUUUUGUCCGUGCCCCUGUUGCCACACCCCGUCCCUGGGCCGCAGGGGAGUGAUCCCUGUCUCGUCGGGGGCAGAUAUUGA
Molecule: messenger RNA, 300 nt
Organism: Prorocentrum cordatum
Lineage: Eukaryota; Dinophyceae; Prorocentrales; Prorocentraceae
Source: the annotation of a GenBank genome assembly